ACAGCACUUUUUCUUUUACUUUUUCACUCCUCCUCUCUCACGCAUACUUCUUCUUCUUCUUAUCCCCUUUCUCAAUUUCUUCUCCUUCUUGCAAGAAUUCACCCAUAAUCACAUCAAAAUUCCAUCUUGUUACGUGAAUUUCGUUCUCCUUCCUCAUGUCAAGAAGUAAGAAAUCAGCAAACAAGCGAGCACCAAGUCUAGACUCAUAUGUGUCUGAGGAUGAAGAAGAUUAUGAUAAAUCAAAAUUCAUGUCGUUCUCUGCUCAACUGGGUUAUGGCCCUAUCUCUGAAAAGAGAGUCACACCCGAAAGGGUAGUCCAACUCAAAGAUCAUGAGUUCAAAGUCUUUCAGGAUCAAAUCAAUAGGAGGGGUUGGAAGAAGUAAGACAGAGGUACACGUAGGUUAACACAAUUAAAGUUUCUUAUGAUAAGAAGACAAUUAAUGAGUUCCUAGGGAAACCAUGGAAAGCAUCUGGCAAGCUGUGCAAGUAUCAAACUAGGGUGAAUGAAAAUUCUCAUUCAGAGUAUGAGGUAAGAAAAGAUUUGUGUGUUGAUGGUGUUCCUACAGAUCAAAUGAGUAGCGGUACCUCACUUCUUAGGUGCUGUAUGAAGCAAGAAGCCAUGAUUUGGAAUGCGUUCAUCCUUGCAAACAUCCAUCCGAAUUGCCAUGUAUCUGAUUUGCCACUAAGCAAAUGCUACUUGAUGUGGAGUAUCAUUAAAAAGGAGUCUGUGGAUGUUGCUGCAAUCAUCUCCAAUGCCUUAGCUGAUUGUAUUCACAAUGGGAACUCUCUAAUUUUUCCUUGCCUUAUCACUUCAUUAUGUAGGGAACGUAGAGCUUAUAUCCCCGAUGAUGACACAAUUGAGACAAAGCUUAGGAGUCCCAUCACUGGUCCAUAUAUCACCACUCAUUGCUCACCUAAGCCUUUGACUGAGGUGUUGAAGAAACUUAGAGACCAAAACCGUAUACCAAAGGAGUCAGCACUAGAACCAGAGUCACCACCAGCACUAUCAGAUAGAGAAAUGUUAUUGCAGAUGCAGGCUCAGCUGGAUCGCCAAAAUCAGCAGCAGAAGGCGUGCUAUACAGCCAUUACUGGAUUUUAUCAGAGUUUUCAGAGCAUUUAUGGCUCACACCCUGACUAUGUGGGCCUGCCAUAUUCAGAGUAUCUCCAGAACAAUAAAUGGCCUGAGGACAUGCCAACUACUAAAGUUGGGGAGAGCAGUAGCAGACAAGGAGCUCAGAAGGAACCUGAUGAUGAUGAUGGAGAUGACUAUGAUGCAGAGGACAUGGAUGAGGAUGAUGAUGUAGAGGAUUGAGGACUCUCCACUAUUCAGUGAUUUUUUAGUUUUCUGCAUUUUAUUUCAGUUUUAGUAUUUUAAAUACUUUAGUAUGUUGGUACUUUAAUUUUGUGCUUUGGUUUUAUCUCUUUACUUGAUGUUGGUACUAUGCUUAUGUUUAUUUUGGGAUGGGAGCUUUGUUUUGCUCAAAUUUUUGAUUACUUUGGAAUUGGUUGGUUUGAGAGCAAGCAUGAACUAUGAAAUACCAACUGAGUGCAUGAUUUUGUGUUUUUAAAUUCAUGAUCAUUGUGUUUUGCACUCACUUGAUGCCAUGACAUGAUAUUAAUGCAUCAUUCACAUGAGGUCUUAGGCUCAAUUUGUUUGAAAAUGCUUGAAAUCAAGGAUACAUACCUAAGUCGGGUGAGGGAGUGUGACCAAACACUAGAGAGAAUGUGAGAAUCAUCAUUGUUUUACAUAGUUGAACUUGCUUGAGUCUCUAAUUUUGUGGAAUUGCAUGGAAAUGAAAGAAAAUGAUCAAGGCAUUUUGUUCUUUAGUGUAAGUAACUACUUAGCCAUAUAGCCUACCUUUACUUAGGAAAUCACUUUGUUACCCCACUUAAGCCAAAAAAUUUGAAAAUUUCCUUGUUUUGUAUAUGACCCCAAGGUCUAAAAAGAAAAACAAUGUCUCUCCCUCACUUUCUUAGUUAAGAGAGCAUGAAUGAUGAGAAAAUGAGAUUGUAUAAAUGUGUAAGUUAGGGGGAAUGGAAACCAUUGAACAUUUAUUUUGUUUUGUGUAGUGAUCAAUGCCAAACUUCUCAAUCUUUGUUUUAAAAAAAUAAUAAUAAAAAAAACAAAAAAAAUUGAUGAAAAAGAAAUGUUAUAUAUAAAAAAAAAAAAAAAGAUUGAGAAGUGUAAGGGAAUGAAAGGGUUGAGGUGUAGUAUAAAUGAUAAAGGAAUGGUGACAAAAGAGAGACUCUUGGGUAAGGAGAGAGUGAAAGGUUUAUAGUUGUGAUAGAUGUCAUUUUAUGCUCUCUUAGCUUGAAAGUCUUUGAGUGUCCAGAAAAACCAAUAUUCUUUUGAAACCAGGCCUCAUUACAACCCUUAGAAAGACCUAUGUGAUUCUUGAUUAACCAUGCAGUUUGAUGAUAACUGAGACGGGUAGCAAGUUAGAUUUGUGUGAUUCAUUGAUAGAUGUGAGUGAAACACUUACCCUUGAUCUCUUGAGUGGUGCAUUUAAUGUAAGGUUUUGAUUGAAUCCUUGAUUGAAAAGUAGGAAAUUCAAAGUGUGCUUAGAAUCUCAUGAUUGAUAUGCUCUUUUAUCAUGAUUUUGGUUAAUUGUUGUGGGCUUCACAUGAUCUUCCUUGAGGAAAUGUUUUGCAAAAGAAAUUCAUGCAUUUUGAGGAGCUUUUGAAAAUGGUUAUUCAGAACUCAUGCUUGUUCAAGAACAUGUGUAUAUAUGUGUUUUGAAAGCUAAUACCUUUUGUUUGAGGGCAAACAAAGUUCCAAGUCAGGGGGAGUUGAUAAGUGUCAAUUUUACCUAAUUUCAAUGAGAAAUAUAGACACUUAUCCUUGUAAAUUCAUGAGAAACCUUGACCAAAUCUAAUUUCUUUUGUUUAGAACUGUUGAUUAGAUGUACUUUAGGAUAGAAUAUGCUUAAACUUGAUUAUGAUCUUGAUUUGUGUUUAAGGAAUGAAGAUUCAAUGAAGAAGACAAAUUUUGGCAAGAAAAUAGGAAUUUGAAGAUGCCCAGGGCGCCCAGCGGUAUGCAGAGGCUGCUCAGCACCCAAGGCGGUGGCAAUUACCCCUCUCUGAAGUAACUGGCCGCUCAGCGGCCAAAAAGGGGCGCUCAGCGGCCAGGCCCGUGACAGCACAUUAUAAAAGGCUCUUUUCAGAUCAAAACAGGGGAUAACUGGGUUUUUGGAGAGAGAAUUCGACAGAGAACAUAAAGGGAAGGAACUUAGAGCUUGGGUAAGCUUCCAUCGAGCUGGAGCUACGCCGAAGUCGGCACGGAUCAUCACUUCCAUCCUAUUUCUCUUGUAAGCUUGUCUAGCUUCCAUGUCUAUGGAUAGCUAAGCUUUUCUUUGUUAGGAUUUGGUGUAGUACCUUGACUCUAUGUAUCUAAUUUAGUUCUUAUGCAUAUGAAUCUAUCUAUCUCUUGAUUUCAAUGGUAUAAUCUUGUUCUUAAA
Molecule: messenger RNA, 3458 nt
Organism: Lotus japonicus
Lineage: Eukaryota; Viridiplantae; Streptophyta; Magnoliopsida; Fabales; Fabaceae
Exons: 3
Coding region: 572-1312 (246 amino acids)
Source: RefSeq, a predicted model, not a curated record